AUGCCAGUCGGAAUCGAGGCUUGGCUGUGGCAAGUCCCACCGAUAACGCGCGCAUGGCUUGCCCUUGCUGUCGCCACCAGUCUGGCAGUGCAAUGCCAAGUCGUGACACCUCUCCAACUCUACUUUUCAUUCAAGUCUGCAUUUACUAAUGCCCAGCCAUGGCGCAUGCUCACCACAUUCUUUUACUUUGGGCCGUUCUCACUGGAUUUUGUGUUCCACCUGUUCUUCUUCAUGCGAUAUAGUCGAAUGCUAGAAGAAUCCUCGUUCGCAAAUAAGAAGGCGGACUACUUCUGGUUACUCUUUGUUUCUUCCAUCAUGCUUCUUCUGCUCUCCCCCCUCUUCAACUUACCCUUCCUUUCCUCUUCCCUUGCCUUCGUCCCCAUCUACGUAUGGUCCCGUCGUCACCCUUCCAUUCCCAUCUCUCUCUUUGGCAUUUUCACUAUUUCGGCGCCUUACCUUCCCCUCGCGCUCGUCCUCUUUUCGUGGGUAAUUAGCGGUACUUGGAAAGCUGCCGCUGGAGAUUUAAUUGGGUGUGCGGUCGGACAUGUGGGCUGGUUCAUAAGGGACGUGUGGGCGAGGGAGAUGAUGGGCGGGAAUGGUGUGUUGGGGGAGGCUCCGGAAAUAUUGUGGGUUUUCCAUUCUCUUUGUUCUACCUUGGUUGUGGCUUUCCUUCUGUCCGUGUACUAA
This is a messenger RNA of Pisolithus orientalis, 687 nucleotides long. RefSeq names its product Der1-like protein. Gene Ontology annotation, biological process: endoplasmic reticulum unfolded protein response. The coding region runs from base 1 to 687 and encodes 228 amino acids. The record is from RefSeq and is a predicted model, not a curated record. Gene Ontology annotation, molecular function: misfolded protein binding; ubiquitin-specific protease binding. Lineage: Eukaryota; Fungi; Basidiomycota; Agaricomycetes; Boletales; Pisolithaceae. Gene Ontology annotation, cellular component: Hrd1p ubiquitin ligase ERAD-L complex; endoplasmic reticulum membrane. The transcript has 5 exons.